AUGACUACUGAAACAAAGUUGCCGGGCAAUCCAGAAGGUGUCUUCGUCGUGUCCGUGGAUGACACAGCCUCAAACAAUCCGCCUGCACAGGCGGCAUGGAGGCUGUCUUCGGCAAGAAAGGUGUUCAUCUGCGCGACUGUCAUAUUUUUGAAUUUCAACGUCACCCUGGGAUCAUCCCUGCCCAGCGGCUCCGGGCCAACGCUUAACGCCCAUUUCGGUGUCACCUCAGAGCUGCAGAAGCCGCUCCCUGUCGCUAUCUUUCUGGUUGGUUACAUCUUUGGCCCCAUUAUAUUUGCGCCGCUGUCAGAAUCGAUCGGCCGCCGGAUCGUAUUCCUGGUCUCCUUUACAAUAUACACGGUAUUCACCAUCGCCUGUGCCUUUGCCCCGAGUUGGCCAGCGUUCCUCUUCUUCCGCUUCAUGCUGGGAUGCGGUGCCGCUGCUCCCCAAACGGUGUCAGGCGGCCUCUUCUGUGACCUCUACCCAGAACUGCGCCCGAGGGGCAUGGCCGUGACGAUGCUGGGGCUGACCAGCAAUGUUGGCCCUCUGGUUGGGCCGAUCAUUUCUGGAUUCACGUCAACGAGGGGCUGGCAGUGGCAGUUUUGGUGUGCCCUGAUCCUUGCCGGCAUAAACUGGCCUAUGCUGCUCAUGUUGCCCGAGACGUUUGCCCCUGUUCUCAGAGGCAGGCCUCUUAUUGACCAGGCCGCAGCUGGACAGGCUAGCGGGAGCUGCAUCUCGAAAGUAUCGGAUGUCAUCCGGGUGCAGGCCAAGAUCCUUGCUCGGCCCAUUCGUAUCUUGUCUGAACCGCUGGUAUUUUUCACUGACCUGUUCAUCUUGUACCAGUACAUCAUCUUCUUCCUGUACUUUGGAGCCUACCCGGUCAUCUUCCGAGGCACGUAUGGCAUGUCACCUGGCGUAUCUGCACUGAUGUUUAUCCCCACCGGGGUCGGGGCUCUUCUCGCAGUUGGCAUCUUCAUGGCAUGGGACAAGUUUCACAAGAAAGCUGUAGAAGAUGGGAAAGCAUGGGCUCGCCGUGAAGAAUUCAGGAGGCUGCCGCUGGCAUGUCUCGGCGGCCUGCUCUUCGCGCUCUCCGAGUUCUGGCUGGGAUGGACCGCCCGUCCCAGCAUCCACUGGGCCGUUCCCGCAAUGUCCGGCGUCCCUCUGGGCAUAGGCAUUGACCUGACCUUCCUCGCGCUGAAUAAUUACCUAACGGACGCAUACGACAUCUACAGUGCAUCGGCGUUGGCGUCCAGCGUCUUCACACGCAACGUAGUGGCCGCCUUCCUCAUCCCGCUUACGACACACCCCUUGUACGCGAACUUGGGCACGCAAUGGGCGUGUACUCUUCUGGGGUGUCUAUGUCUCCUACUGACACCGAUCCCGUUUGCCUUCAUCCGUUGGGGCCCGGCAAUGAGAAAGCGCAGUCCAUUCUGCCAGGAACUGGCACGGCUCAAGGCGGGGAACAGCGGGGAGGAUCUGGAGUCUUCAAUCUAG
Molecule: messenger RNA, 1491 nt
Organism: Clonostachys solani
Lineage: Eukaryota; Fungi; Ascomycota; Sordariomycetes; Hypocreales; Bionectriaceae
Source: the annotation of a GenBank genome assembly